Molecule: messenger RNA, 948 nt
Organism: Chrysochloris asiatica (Cape golden mole)
Lineage: Eukaryota; Metazoa; Chordata; Mammalia; Afrosoricida; Chrysochloridae
Product: chromosome unknown open reading frame, human C6orf15
Exons: 2
Coding region: 1-948 (315 amino acids)
Biological process (GO): extracellular matrix organization
Cellular component (GO): extracellular matrix
Source: RefSeq, a predicted model, not a curated record
AUGAAGGGCCGCAUAGCAGGGAGCUGGGCUUUGCUGGGCCUAAUCUCCGUCUCUCUUCAUCUCCCAGGCCUCUUUGCCCGAAGCAUCAGUGCAGUGGAGGAGAAAGCCCUCCAAGACUUGGGGACCAACUUGCCUCUGCUUGGACAACCUUCCUUGGUCAGCUCCUCUGACUCUGAACAUCCUCAGCCCAAGCCAAAUGCUGGGUCUAAUGGCUUACCAAAAGGCCCUCUGGAGCCCAACAUGUAUCCAUCUGAUGGCUCCCAGCCUGCAGGAGGUCUUGGGCUGCUGAAUUUGCCUUCAUCUGAGGGGCAGCCUUUUGUGGCCUCCUGGCCUCCUGAGGAUCCUUGGCCAGUGAUGGAUGCUGCAGCUGAGGACUAUUCCAGGGAUAUGCCGCCAGAAGGACUGUCUUACCUUGCCAGUGCUGUUGCCCUCCCUCUGGACAGUGGCACUUUGCCUGAAGGCCCUUCUGCACACUCAGUAAGGGCCUCCCUGCUCCACCAGGACUCUGAGACUAGACGUCUACGCUGUUCUAAUCUCCUAGGAGCCCAGGGACAAAUCCCUGCCAAACGCCCUCCCUGGUCUCUCAUUAACAAGAUCCGCCAUCCACUUCUGCCUGGUCGCCCCUGGGGGAUCCCGAACUCUGGGGUGUCCUGGGGAGAUGGACAUCCUGGAACUGGCUGUGGGACAAGACCUGUGCCACCACCCCAUGCUGGAAGCUGGGGUAUCAAUAAUCAAUACCCAGGUACCAGCUGGGGGAAUAAUAAUCAAUAUCCAGGAGGCACCUGGGGAAAUAUUAAUCAGUAUCCAGGGGCUACCUGGGGGAAUGUUCAUCUAUUCCCAGGUACCAAUAAUAAGUUUCCUCCCAGAAUUCUCCGUCCUUCUGGUUUUUCUUGGAAUGAUCCAGCUGUCUUCCACAGUUCCCAAGACCCUGGGUCACAGUGGGGUUAG